CGUUUUAUCCCCGCCCACGCGCCCCGCCCGGCUUCCCUCUUCUCUCCAUCGCUCCGGUGCACGGUGCCACCCGCUAUGCCGAUGGGCGGCGCUUCCUCCAACGUCGUAGUGCCGCGCAACUUCCGGUUGCUGGAGGAGCUGGAGCGCGGCGAGAAGGGCAUCGGCGACGGCACCGUCAGCUACGGCAUGGACGACGACGGCGACGACAUCUUCAUGCGCUCCUGGACCGGCACCAUCAUAGGCCCACUCAACUCUGUGCACGAGGGCCGCAUCUACCAGCUGAAGCUCUUCUGCGACAAGGACUACCCCGACAAGCCACCCACCGUGCGCUUCCACUCCAGGAUCAACAUGGCAUGCGUCAACCCUGACACCGGACUGGUUGAAGGCAACAAGCUCCAUAUGUUGGCAAACUGGCAGAGGGAGUACACUAUGGAGAACAUCCUGACACAGCUGAAGAAGGAGAUGGCAGCGCCGCACAACCGUAAGCUGGUUCAGCCCCCAGAAGGGACCUUCUUCUAGCUAGUUUUAUACCGUGACCUGAGGGUACGUCAUGCACGGAUCAUAUCAUCCCCAAAUCUGUGGCCCUGAUAGUUGGGUAGUGCAUUUGCUGAUGGCUUGGUUUGAACGCUGAGAUUGAAUAACACGAGACCUCCUCCUGUACGUGGCACCGUUAAGAUUCCAAUGUUUUGUGCAAGUAUGUUUAACACUUCAAUUUUCUUGUCGACAUGGCAGCAUGGGCACUGCCCACUAGGGGCUCGUCGGCUUCAAUUUAGCUGGGAAUGGGAAGCAGCAUGGGGCUUUCUGCUUUGGGUCGGCAGCACAGCACGUGUCUGAAUUCAGAAAUCCGCACGAGCCACGAGCUGCAAUCAGAUUGAGCCCAAUUUUCAGUACCAAUAAUAAAAUAAAACGAGGAAGCUGAUCGACACUAGUGUGUGGAACGAAAAGCUCACUGUCAGGAAGCCGCCCAAACUGCACCGGACGUAACGAGAGAUGCGAGAUGCGUACGCGCAGUCAAAGUUGGACCGAGUAACGUACGCUAGCAGGAGGCAGGAUAUGAUGAUUGUUUGCUGCAAGAGAGAAAAAAUAAACGAUGCAGGCCGUCCGAAACGGUCUACCAACCACGCGAGACACAGGCAGACAGAAUGACCGGACGACCGGCUGGGAGGAAGACUCACCAAACGCGAACGGGGACGACCUGCUGCUGAAUUGCUGGAGGAGUAGAGUUCUAGUAGUACUAGUACACGGAAGGAACUACUACUAGUGCAGUGUGGCCGGUCAAGUCCAUUCCGGAGGCUUCUGCCGUUCCUUUCCCCACGCCUGCCUGCCGCGAGCGUAUUGUAAAAAAAAAAAAAAAA
Molecule: messenger RNA, 1355 nt
Organism: Oryza brachyantha (malo sina)
Lineage: Eukaryota; Viridiplantae; Streptophyta; Magnoliopsida; Poales; Poaceae
Product: ubiquitin-conjugating enzyme E2 variant 1C-like
Exons: 4
Coding region: 76-519 (147 amino acids)
Biological process (GO): DNA damage tolerance; protein K63-linked ubiquitination
Cellular component (GO): nucleus
Source: RefSeq, a predicted model, not a curated record